This is a messenger RNA of Carlito syrichta (Philippine tarsier), 1360 nucleotides long. RefSeq names its product zinc finger protein 662 (gene ZNF662). NCBI's taxonomy places the organism in Eukaryota, Metazoa, Chordata, Mammalia, Primates, Tarsiidae. The transcript has 4 exons. The coding region runs from base 83 to 1360 and encodes 425 amino acids. Gene Ontology annotation, molecular function: DNA-binding transcription factor activity; RNA polymerase II cis-regulatory region sequence-specific DNA binding. Gene Ontology annotation, biological process: regulation of transcription by RNA polymerase II. The record is from RefSeq and is a predicted model, not a curated record.
CUUCGAGGAUGUGGCCAUCUACUUCUCUGAGAACGAAUGGAUCGGCCUGGGCCCUACUCAGAGGGCCCUGUACAGGGACGUGAUGCUGGAGAAUUAUGGGGCUGUGGCUUCCCUGGCAUUUCCAUUUCCCAAACCGGCUCUGAUUUCCCAGCUGGAGCAAGAAGAAGCACCGUGGUGCUCGACUUUUUGGGGAGCUGUGAAUGGAGAGGGCCUGAGUGGCAUCUCUUCAGGAUAUCCAUUUCUAAAGCCUGCGGGGGUCUCCCAUCUUGAACAGGUGGAAGAGUCAUUGAACCUGAAACUGCAAGGGAAGGGUCCAAGCCUAAUUUGUACUGAUGGUGUGUUGAAGAGGGAGAAAGAAGAUUUUAUUUUGAAGGAGGACAUUUUAAAGGAAGCACAGGACCUCAUGGUGCUAUCAAGUGGACCUCAGUGGUGUAGCUCACAGAAAUUCUGGUUUGGAAAAAACUGUGAUGAGAAAAGUAGGUUAGGGAGAUGGCCUGGCUACCUUACUGGGGAAAGUAUGGAGAAUACUACAAAUGAUAUUAUAGAAGUGAUUGUUAAGGAUGAGAUGAUCUCAGUAGAAGAGAGUUCAGAGAAUACUGAUGUCAAUAACCACCUUCGUAUACAUCAGAAAAUUUUAAAUGAGCGGAUAUUCUAUAUAUGUGAAGAAUGUGGCAGGUGUUUUGAUCAAAAUGAAAACUUUGAUCAACACCAGAAAACUCAUAAUGGAGAGAAGGUCUAUGGAUGUAAGGAAUGUGGGAAGGCUUUCAGUUUUAGAUCACAUUGCAUUGCACAUCAGAGAAUUCAUAGUGGGGUAAAACCUUAUGAAUGUAAAGAAUGUGCUAAAGCCUUUGUUUGGAAGUCAAACCUGAUUCGUCACCAGAAAAUACAUACUGGAGAGAAACCCUUUGAAUGUAAAGAAUGUGGGAAGGGCUUUAGUCAAAACACAAGUCUUAUACAACAUCAACGAAUUCACACUGGGGAGAAACCAUACACAUGUAAAGAAUGUGGGAAAAGCUUUACUCGAAACCCUACUCUUCUUCGACAUCAGAGAAUACACACUGGGGAGAAGCCUUAUGAAUGUAAGGACUGUGGGAAAGGCUUUAUGUGGAACUCAGAUCUUGCUCAGCACCAGAGGGUUCACACUGGGGAGAAGCCUCAUGAAUGUACUGACUGUGGGAAAAGCUUCAUUUGCAAGGCCCACCUUAUCCGACAUCAAAGAAUCCAUACUGGGGAAAGACCCUAUAAGUGUAAUGAUUGUGGAAAGGCCUUCAGUCAGAAUUCUGUCUUAAUUAAGCACCAGAGGCGUCAUGCUAGGGAGCAACCCUGUAACUAUCAGACCUCUCAUUUUUUUGAUCAGUAG